AUGGGGAAAAUGAAUCAUCAAUACUUGCCUUUAUUCCUUGCCUCUUGUUUCUUCUUCAUUUCUCAUUCUCAAACUUUCUCUAAUACUUCCUCUCAACAUCAUUGCCUCCCUGACCAAAGUGCUCAUUUGCUGCAACUAAGGCAAGAAUUUGUUGAAAAGAGAAUGUAUACUGAAUAUCCUGAGUACUAUAAUUACUAUUAUUACUAUGAUUACCCUGAUUACUAUAAUGGUUCUUAUCCAAAGGUGAAGUCUUGGAAGGCAGAUACUGAUUGCUGUUCCUGGGAUGGGGUCACAUGCGAUACACAGAAUGGUGAGGUUAUUGGCUUAGAUCUGAGCAAUAGUUGGCUUUAUGGGUCUCUCAACUCUAACAGCACCCUCUUUAGUUUUCGUCACCUUCGAAAACUCAAACUUGCCCUCAACAACUUCACUUUCUCCACAAUCCCAUCUGAAUUUGGUCAGCUUGUAAGGUUGACCCAUCUCAACCUCUCUCGUUCCUUCUUACAUGGCCGAAUCCCGUCGGAAAUUUCAUGGCUAUCCAAUUUGGUUUCACUUGAUCUCUCUUUCAAUUAUUUUGAAUACUUUGUUGGUGGUGAUUAUUAUGAGAAAUUGUUGGAUCUCAGAAGAAUUGAUCUUGAAGCACUUGUCCAGAACAUGACAUGUUUGAGAGAACUUCAUCUAGAGGACGUGAACAUUUCAUCCUCACUACCUCAAUCACUGGCAAAUUUGUCUUCCUUGACUUCUCUUUCUCUAUCUUCGUGCUAUUUGCAGGGUGAAUUUCCCUCAGAUAUUUUCCUAUUUCCCAAGAUACAAGCCAUUGAUCUGUCAUAUAACCCAAAACUCGUUGGUUUUCUUCCCAAAUUUCAAUAUCGUAGUUCCUUGAAGAAAUUAUGUCUUUUUGAUACAAUUAUUUUCGGGGAAUUGCCCAGUUCAAUCAGCAACCUCAAGUCCUUGAAUCAUUUGGAUCUUGGUUUCAGUAAUUUUUCAGGAGCAAUUCCCCCUUCUAUUGGAAACCUAUCACAGCUUACUUAUCUUUCCCUCUCAUAUAACAAUUUCCAUGGCCAGCUUCCAUCUACAUUAGAAAACCUCAAGUCUUUGAAAUAUUUGAAUCUUGGUUCAAGUAAUUUUUCAGGGGCAAUUCCCCCUUUUAUUGGAAACUUAUCACAGCUUACUUAUCUUUCCCUCUCAUAUAACAAUUUUCAUGGUCAGCUUCCAUCUACAUUGGGAAACCUUGCAAAACUCACUGCUCUGAAACUUAACAACAUCCUUUACUCUCAGGAAGUACCAUCUUUCUUGGGAAAUCUUACACAACUAGAAUUCUUAAGCCUUUCACAAAACAAUUUUAGCUGUGGCUUCCCAAUUUGGCUAACAAAUAAUACUAAACUCCGUUCAAUAGAUUUCUCGGGAAGUCAAUUGAAAGGGCCAAUCCCAUCCGAAAUAUGUAGGCUUCCUAAUUUGUCUGUCCUUGACUUGUCAUAUAACUCACUGACAAAGACCAUUCCCUCGGCUUUGUUUACAACCCCGUCAUUGUCUAUACUACAUCUAGAUUACAAUCAGCUCACUGGCCCUCUCAAAUUCCAAAACAUCUCUACAUCACCAUUAAAGGUCCUGAGUUUGGGUGAAAACAAAUUGAAUGAAUCAAUUCCAAGGUCAAUUGCCAAUUUCACUAAGCUACAGGAGCUAGAUCUUUUUUCGGUCAACCUAAAGGGCAAGGUGGAGCUAGACAUUUUCUUCGAGCUCAAAGAGCUUCGAGAUCUCGAUCUUUCAGGUAACAAAGUAAUGGUUUCAAAAACAAAUAUCCCUUCAACCAUCCCCAAAUUUUCAUAUUUGUAUUUGUCUUCUUGCGAUUUGCUUGAAUUUCCUAAAUUUCUAGAAGCCCAAAAUGAAUUGCAAUUUUUAGACCUUUCCAACAACAAAAUUGAAGGUGAAUUACCUAAAUGGUUUUGGAAUGUUGGAAAAGAGACAUUGGGUUACUUAAAUCUUUCUUUUAACCUUUUAAGCAAAUUUGAGCAUCCACCAAUAGUUCUUCCAUGGAAAAAAUUGUACCUUUUAGACUUGAGUUCCAACAUGUUGCAAGAGUCAUUUCCUAUUCCCCCAUUGUCUACAAAUUAUUUUUUUGCCUCAAAAAAUAAUUUUACCGGAAGUAUCCCGCCAAUGAUUUGUAAGAUGCAUGCUCUGGAGGUUCUUGAUGUGUCAAAUAACCAAUUGAUCGGUCAGAUUCCACAAUGUUUGCUUAACUCAAGCAACUCUAUUGUAUUGUCUAUGAGAAAUAACCACUUCCAAGGAAACUUGCCUGAAACAUUCAUAAAUGGAUGUAGUUUGAGGACACUAGACUUGAAUCACAACCAAAUAGAGGGGAAGAUUCCACGAUCUUUGGUUAAAUGUCAAAUGCUAGAAGUUCUGAAUCUUGGAAACAACAAAUUGAACGAUGCAUUCCCCUUCUGGUUGGAGUCUUUACCAGAGUUACGAAUUCUUGUCUUGCGAGCUAAUGGAUUCCAAGGUCCUAUAUGGGAUCCGCAUGUAAAUUUUGGCUUAUCCAAGCUACAUGUCAUUGACCUCUCUCACAAUAAUUUCUCUGGCAAGUUACCAUCAGAGUUCUUUCAAAAUUGGAGUGCAAUCUCAAGGGUCACAGGCUACGACAAAUCAGAAUCAAGGUACAUGGGAAACGCUUCCAAUUACUAUAUAGAUUCACUGACUAUAGUGAAUAAGGGAGUAGAAUUGGAAUUGGUAAAAAUCUUGACCAUAUUCACAGCUAUUGAUCUCUCUGACAAUAGGUUUUCUAGAGAAAUUCCAGAUAGUGUGGGGAACCUCAAGGGGCUAAUUGUACUCAAUUUAUCAUGCAAUAAAUUUAUGAGCCAUAUCCCAUCAUCAUUGGGAAACAUAAUUGCGCUUGAGUCUUUGGAUCUUUCUCAAAAUAGCCUCUUUGGUGAAAUCCCUCAGCAGCUAACAAGUCUCACAUUUCUUGAGUAUUUAAACCUCUCUCAAAAUCAACUUUUUGGUUCUAUUCCACAAGGUGGGCAGUUUCUAACAUUUCAAAGUUCCUCUUUCGAGGGAAACUUUGGUUUGUGUGGCUUUCAGUUGUCAAAGAAAUGUGGAAAUAAUGAGAUACCAACUUCUGAAAUGAGACAUGAAUCAUCAUUAGGAGAAGGAUUUUGUUGGAAAGUGGUAGUGAUUGGAUAUACUUGUGGAUUGGUAAUUGGAUUACUUACCGGACAUGUUGUCACCUCAAGAAGGACUGAUUGGCUAAUGAGAAAUUUUGGAGUGAACUUACGUCGUUGA
Messenger RNA from Quercus lobata, 3276 nucleotides. RefSeq names its product receptor-like protein 35. The record is from RefSeq and is a predicted model, not a curated record. Lineage: Eukaryota; Viridiplantae; Streptophyta; Magnoliopsida; Fagales; Fagaceae. Gene Ontology annotation, molecular function: protein binding. The transcript has a single exon. Bases 1 to 3276 code for a protein of 1091 amino acids.